This is a messenger RNA of Tuber melanosporum (Perigord truffle), 1577 nucleotides long. RefSeq lists its product as uncharacterized. The coding region runs from base 62 to 1249 and encodes 395 amino acids. Gene Ontology annotation, biological process: poly(A)+ mRNA export from nucleus. The transcript has 5 exons. The record is from RefSeq and is a predicted model, not a curated record. Gene Ontology annotation, cellular component: nucleus. NCBI's taxonomy places the organism in Eukaryota, Fungi, Ascomycota, Pezizomycetes, Pezizales, Tuberaceae.
CAAACCUCAACUCACAACAACUACAUCGCCCACCCACCCCACCAUCCCUGCAGACACUCUAAUGUCGGAACUCGAACUCCUUGAACAUCGCGGCUCGCCGCCCCCCAAUGCCCUUACGGAGGAGAACCUCAACACCCUGAGCCCUGCCCAUGAGGAGGCUUCGAAGGCAUCGGACAAUGAAUCCGUUCUUUCCGAUAUUGACGAAGGAAUCUUCCAAGAGUUUGACGACUCCCUCAUCGGCAGGAUUGUGCCCAUCGACGAGGAAACCGUUCACACUAUUGGAAAGUACAAAAAGAAGCUUGAUCCAAAUCAACUCGCAGAGAAGUCUGGCAAAAAGGAGAAGAGGAGACGGGAUAUUAAGAGGAGAAGGGACGAUGUUGAAGAACGCACUGGCGAGUCGGAGCCGCAAGAACAGGAGCUGACUGCUGAAGAGAAAGCAAGGAGGGAGCUUGACCAGCGCAUGGAUGCUGCCCUAAAGGGUCCCAAGAAGAAGAAGAAGAAGGGUGAAGAUCUUGAGGAAAUGAACGACGACUUGAUCAUUGCUUUGAAACAACGUAUGAUUGACGCCGCAAACCGUGACCAGGAGGCGAUCGUCAACGGUCAACAAGCUGUGCAUAAGUUGGCGAUGCUUGAAGAGGUUAAGGACAUUCUCCAACGCCCAAAUCUUAUGGCGACUGCAAUGGACAAUAAUCUCUUGGAGGCUAUGAAGAGAUGGUUAGAACCUCUUCCUAAUAAGGCUCUUCCAGCAUACGGCAUCCAAAAAGUCAUGUUUGAGAUUAUGGGCAAGAUGAAGAUCACUACCGACUACCUUCGUGAGAGCGGUAUUGGGAAAGUUGUCGUGUUCUACACCAAGGACAAGAGGCCUCAGUUACAUAUCAAGCGCGAAGCCAAUAGAUUGGUUAGAGACUGGUCUCGUCCUAUCUUGGGCAGAAGCGACGACUACCAUUCUAGAGAAAUCCCCAUGGCUCAUAACGGGCUCGUAUACCCGACCCGAGAUCCUCACUCAAGUCAGCGCGGCGAUAAUGAGGAAGCCAACCCUCUCGCACCUCCUGAUCGUAAUAAGAACCGCACUCGCGUUCCUCAAGCCAUGCCUCGCUCAUACGAGAUCGCUCCUGCCAGCCGUGUCGUCCAAGGACACAAUGCAUACGCCAGACCUAUCGGCGCAGCAGGGGACGAUAUCAUCCGUCGUAUGAAAGCUAAGAAGCAAGCGGCUAAUAAGGGGAAAAAGAGCGGUAUGAUCAUCGGUUAGGUAAUUGGCGGGGCGUUUGGGGAAACGGAUUUGGCUUUUUUCUUUCUUUUUUUUUGUUACAUUUUGUUCCGUUCUUUUCACUUUUUUUCUUCUCUACCUCGUUUUACUUUACCCUCCAUGUCUUCAUAACUUUGUCAGGUGGGGGAUUUCCCAAUUUUCUAAAAAUCGGGCUUCUGUUUCUUAGGUGGCUACCAAGGUUAGAAUGUAUUUCAUUACAGGCAUCUGUUGUUUCUUGUAUCAAUGGCUACCCUAGUUCCAUUACGAAAUUAUCAUUCAUGUCAGUGCUGUGCGAGCACGAUAUCAUAAUAUUAUUAUGAAUGUUAGACUA